AGAAUGGGGGGGAGGGAUGAGAGGCACGGGAGGAAGCGAGGGAGGGACAGCCCUUAAUUAAAGCAUCGUGGCGUGUGUAUGGUAAAACCAGAGGGAUAAUUUACGUUUUAUUGAUAUUUUAAGUAUUAAGUGUUUUUACUCAGUGACAGGAUAACAGCAUCUCGGUGUGUGGGCCCUCAGCAGGCGGGUUGUUGUAGCUGACUCCUCGUCAUUGCUGAGUGUCCGGCCUGCUGAGAGGCGAAGCCGGGAGCUGGACUCUGAUCCAACUGGGACUUCGCCAUGGCGGUAAACCUGGACAAGGAAGCCUACUACCGCCGCAUCAAGAGACUGUACAGCAACUGGAAGAAAGGAGAGGACGAGUUCGGUAAAGUCGACGCCAUUGUUGUGUCUGUUGGAGUGGACGAAGAAAUUGUGUACGCCAAAUCUACAGCCAUACAGACCUGGCUGUUCGGCUACGAGUUGACGGACACCAUCGUCGUGUUUUGUGACACGAAAAUCAUUUUCCUCGCCAGCAAGAAGAAGGUGGAUUUCCUCCGACAGGUGGCCGUGACUAAAGGCAACGAGAAUGCCAACGGUGUGCCGCCCAUCACGCUGCUCACCAGAGAAAAGAACGAAAGCAACAAGGCCAACUUCGACAAGAUGAUUGAGGCCAUCAAGGGCAGCAAGGAGGGGAAGACGGUGGGGGUGUUCAGCAAAGACAAGUUCCCUGGAGACUACAUGAAGAGCUGGAACAGCGCUCUGUCCUCAGAGGGACUCGAGAGGGUGGACAUCAGCGCCGUGGUCGCCUACACGAUGGCGGUGAAGGAGGACGGGGAGCUAAACCUCAUGAAGAAGGCGGCGUCCAUCACCAGUGACGUCUACUCCAAGUUCUUCAAGGAGAAGGUCAUGGAGAUCGUUGACGCCGACGAGAAAGUGCGUCACAGCAAACUGGCCGAGUCGGUGGAGAAGGCCAUCGAGGAGAAGAAGUACCUGGGCGGUGCUGACCCGUCCACGGUGGAGAUGUGUUAUCCUCCCAUCAUUCAGAGCGGCGGCAACUACAGCCUCAAGUUCAGCGUGGUCAGCGACAAGAACCACAUGCACUUCGGUGCCAUCACGUGUGCCAUGGGGAUCCGCUACAAGUCGUACUGCUCCAACCUGGUGCGCACGCUCAUGGUGGACCCCACCCAGGAGAUGCAGGACAACUACAACUUCCUGCUGCAGGUGGAGGAGGAGCUGCAGAAGGAGCUGAAGCACGGAGUAAAAAUCUGUGACGCCUACAACACGGUUUUGGAGUACGUGAAAAAAGAGAAGCCAGACCUCGUAGCAAAGCUGACCAAAAACCUCGGCUUCGCGAUGGGCAUCGAGUUCAGGGAAGGCUCCCUGGUUCUGAAUGCUAAAAACCAGUACAAACUAAAAAAAGGCAUGGUGUUGAGCAUCAGCUUGGGUUUUUCUGACCUCGUCACUAAAGACGGCAAGAAAGAAGAGCAGAAAUACGCCUUGUUCAUCGGUGACACGAUCCAGAUCAACGAGGAGGAAGCUGCCACAGUACUCACACCAGUGAAGAAAAAGAUAAAAAAUGUGGCGAUCUUCUUGAAGAACGACGACGAGGAAGACGAGGAUGAGGAUGGUGACGAUGCAGAGGAGCUGCUGGGGAAAGGGGCUCGCAGCGCCGCCCUGCUGGCUGACAGAACCAGACUACUUGGGAAGAACGAGAUGACGGCAGAGGAGAAGAGGCGAGCUCACCAGAAGGAGUUGGCCGGUCAUCUGAACGAGGAGGCCAAACGCCGCCUGACGGAGCAGAAAGGAGAGCAGCACACCCAGAAGGCCAGAAAAUCAAACGUGUCUUAUAAAAACGUGUCUCAGAUGCCCAGAGAAAAGGAGAUCAGAGACAUGAAGAUUUACAUCGACAAGAAGUACGAAACUGUUGUCAUGCCCGUUUUUGGCAUCGCCACACCAUUUCACAUCGCAACCAUCAAGAACAUCAGUAUGUCUGUAGAAGGAGACUACACCUACUUGAGGAUCAACUUCUACGUCCCUGGCAGCUCUCUGGGACGACAGGAGGGAAACAUCUUCCCCAACCCCGACGCUACGUUUGUCAAAGAAAUCACGUACCGAGCGUCCAACCUGAAGGCUCCAGGUGACACGUCGGUUCCCUCCACAAACCUCCAGAAUGCCUUUCGCAUCAUUAAGGAGGUACAGAAGCGCUACAAGACGCGAGAAGCCGAAGAGAAGGAGAAGGAGGGCAUCGUCAAACAGGACUCGCUGGUCAUCAACCUGAACCGGAGCAACCCCAAGCUCAAAGACCUCUACAUCAGACCCAACAUCGCCCAGAAGAGGAUGCAGGGCUCGCUGGAGGCUCAUACUAAUGGUUUUCGUUUCACCUCGGUUCGCGGAGAUAAAGUGGACAUUCUUUAUAACAAUAUUAAGCACGCCAUCUUCCAGCCGUGUGACGGCGAGAUGAUCAUCGUUCUGCAUUUCCACCUCAAGAACGCCAUCAUGUUCGGUAAGAGGCGCCACACAGACGUGCAGUUCUACACGGAGGUCGGGGAGAUCACCACAGACUUGGGCAAACACCAGCACAUGCACGACCGGGACGACCUGUACGCUGAGCAGAUGGAGCGCGAGAUGAGGCACAAGCUCAAGUCCGCCUUCAAGAACUUCAUCGAGAAGGUGGAGACGCUGACGAAGGAGGAGCUGGAGUUCGAGGUGCCCUUCAGGGACCUGGGGUUCCAGGGCGCCCCCUACAGGAGUACCUGCUUAUUACAGCCCACGUCCAGUUCUCUCGUCAACGUGACAGAAUGGCCGCCGUUUGUGGUGACCCUCGACGAGGUAGAGCUGGUCCACUUUGAGCGCGUUCAGUUCCACCUGAAGAACUUUGACGUGGUCAUCGUCUACAAGGACUACAACAAAAAGGUCACCAUGAUCAACGCCGUGCCUGUGAACUCUCUGGACCCCAUCAAGGAGUGGCUCAACUCCUGUGACAUCAAGUACACGGAGGGAGUCCAGUCUCUGAACUGGACCAAGAUCAUGAAGACCAUCGUUGACGACCCCGAGGGUUUCUUUGAGCAAGGAGGCUGGUCUUUCUUGGACCCGGAGAGCGAAGGAAGCGGCGCAGAGGAAGACUCCGAGUCAGAAAUGGAGGAUGAAACGUUCAACCCAUCCGCAGACGAAGAGGAAGAGGAGGAGGAAGACAGCGAUGAAGAUUACAGCUCAGACACAGAAGACUCGGACUACAGUGCUUCACUUGGCAGCGAGGAGGAGAGUGGGAAAGACUGGGACGAGCUGGAGGAGGAAGCCAGGAAAGCUGACCGCGAGAGCCACUACGAAGACGAAGACACUUCAAACAGGAAGAGGAAGGUCCGAUCGUCGGCCCCGCCCACCAAGAAGAAGAGACGAUCCUAAACUUUUAACACACACACCACACACACACUGCCAAACCCUGUUUACUCUCAAACCUUUACCCCAGCUGGCUCUUUACACAAACCCUCUGUACAUAGAUGUAGACCCCCCCCAUCUCUUAAUUUUAUUUUUAUUUUUUUAUUUUUUCAUUUUCAUUCCUUGUUCUUUUG
Nematolebias whitei (Rio pearlfish) is the source of this 3548-nucleotide messenger RNA. It is a transcript of the gene supt16h, whose product is annotated as SPT16 homolog, facilitates chromatin remodeling subunit. Gene Ontology annotation, biological process: transcription elongation by RNA polymerase II; positive regulation of transcription elongation by RNA polymerase II. Gene Ontology annotation, cellular component: FACT complex. NCBI's taxonomy places the organism in Eukaryota, Metazoa, Chordata, Actinopteri, Cyprinodontiformes, Rivulidae. Gene Ontology annotation, molecular function: nucleosome binding. The record is from RefSeq and is a predicted model, not a curated record. The coding region runs from base 280 to 3381 and encodes 1033 amino acids. The transcript has 25 exons.